Messenger RNA from Dimorphilus gyrociliatus, 1260 nucleotides. NCBI's taxonomy places the organism in Eukaryota, Metazoa, Annelida, Polychaeta, Dinophilidae. The record is from the annotation of a GenBank genome assembly.
CCCCUUUCCCCUCAUCCCUAUUGCUACCCCCGACGUCGCCGCCAUUGUGGGCGCGCAACUAACAAUUUUUAAAUUGUUUAUACUUUCCGCUUCUUGAACGCCCCUUUGGCUUUCGCUCCUUCAAAUCUCUUAAACCUUUCCUAUUAGGGUAUAGUCGAAUUGAAAGACAAUUAAACGAUUGAACGCCUGGAGGAAUCGAAAUAAAUGUUAUAUAACAUUAUUGUUUGAAAGAAGCGAACUAAGGGUGAUUUAUCACCAAGUGUUCGUAUUAAUAUUUGGUAUUGAUUUCGUACAAGCCAAUGUGUUUAUUAAGCGUAUAAAAUAGAGAAUCAAGACGGUAAUUUAAGUCCUGAACAAAUAGAAGAAUUUAAGGAAGCCUUCUCCCUUUUCGACAAGGAUGGCGAUGGCGAAAUUACUACCAAAGAACUUGGUACCGUCAUGAGAUCCCUUGGUCAGAAUCCUACCGAAGCCGAACUUAAAGAAAUGAUUAACGAAGUUGAUCAAGACGGUAACGGUUUCGUUGAUUUCGACGAGUUUCUCGGUAUGAUGAUGAAGAAGAUGAAAGAAGCCGGAUCGGAGGAUGAAAUUAGCGAGGCUUUCAACCUAUUUGAUAAAGAUGGAGACGGUUACCUAAGCCAUUACGAGAUGAAGCAGGUAAUGGCAAAUUUAGGAGAGAAAUUAACAGAUACAGAAGUAUGGGAAAUGAUAAGGGAAUACGACGCCGACGGAGAUGGAAAAAUUAGUUACAAAGAAUUCGUUAAUGCAAUGACCCAGUGAACGAAGAUAAAAGCGAGAGAGAAAGAGAGAGACUCUAUAUAUACAGUAUAUAUAUAUUGAGAGAGAGAGAGAGAGAAAGAUUAUUCUAUCAUUGAACAUCCUCGUAAAUCUAUACAAUUGUGAUCACUUUAACAGCUUUUUUCUUUCUCAAUAACCAAAUUGAUUACAAAAAAAUAUAGUGAUUGUCGGUCUAAUAAUGAUGUAUUUUACAAAAUGAAUUAGUAGGAAAAGAGAUGAUACUAAAAGAUCUAUUUAUCGAUUUAUAUGAUUUAUUCAUAUGUAUAUUUAAAUAUAAACGGUUUACUGUUCAAUUCUGGAAAGAUUUGCAGUUUUGAACGUCUGUUUUCCUCCCCCUAGCAUUCAUAUCUUUUAUAGUUUAUCAUUAAAGUCUUUUGUUGAAUAAUAUUCAUUGAAAUACAAUCAGCUAAAAGGAAAAUAACCUAUAAAUAUUUCACAAUUCUUUGAUUCCUGUUAAUCGUUCUU